Molecule: messenger RNA, 933 nt
Organism: Dibothriocephalus latus
Lineage: Eukaryota; Metazoa; Platyhelminthes; Cestoda; Diphyllobothriidea; Diphyllobothriidae
Source: the annotation of a GenBank genome assembly
AUGCAACCGAAUCCUGCCAAAAAGAUGUCGCCAGCUAGCGUCAAUGUUACUAUGAGCAGCACAAACAAUGACGAUGAUGCCGAGACUGGCCGAAUCAAUCCCUACCUCUGGGUUUUGGACUGUCUGAUCUCGGCCAUCACAAAGGCGGCGUACAGAGGACCCGAGCGGUCCAAAUUAAUGCUGAAGAAAUGCAUGAUGCGUUGGCUUAAGGCCAACCUGAGCAAGCUCCACAAGAAAUAUAGAAGAUGCAACACAGCCAUUAAAGAGGAGGCGAAGACACCCAGAAGAUCUUCAGAGCGGGAAAACCCGCCUGCCUUAAAGGUAGCCGCUGAAAAUCUACACUUUGCAAUGCCCCAGAGGGUUCCAAAGUUCAUUCCGCACUAUACGUAUGCAGCCAAUGGGCCAGAGGCAGACCGCCAGUCAGUCACCUUGCCAAAGUCGGAUACGUCUCCCGGACCUGUUACAAAACGCGCUGUUUACGGUUUCGCUACCUAUAUAAUUGCUUGGGCCCUUUUUGGAAGUUACAUUAUUUGGGCGUAUGUUCCCCAUGAAUAUCUCGUUCUUAUUGGUCUGACUUAUUUGCCGUCAAGAGUCUGGGCUAUUAUUGUGCCAUGGGGUCUGAUAGCCCUCCUCUUCGGCGGUGUCGGUAUAUACCUGUACUUUAACGGACGCCUGGUGUUACCACAGUCUUCCAUCCACUUGCUCUAUGGUGAGGGCUCCCGCAAAAUUCUUGCCCCGCAUGACACCAACUCAGAGCUUCCCUUUGUCUUCACUCACGACUACGACGACCCAGAAUUUCAGGAGCGACAACGGAUUCUCGCGUACACGCCGCAGUCUGUAGUCCUGGCGCCCACGCUGGACGUUAGUCUGGACUGGGUCAACAGGCAACUCUACCUCUCAGAUAAUAAUAAGAGGAAAAGGACACCUCUCUAA